Aphanomyces astaci is the source of this 273-nucleotide messenger RNA. RefSeq lists its product as hypothetical. Bases 1 to 273 code for a protein of 90 amino acids. The transcript is spliced from 2 exons. Lineage: Eukaryota; Oomycota; Saprolegniomycetes; Saprolegniales; Verrucalvaceae. The record is from RefSeq and is a predicted model, not a curated record.
AUGGUACGAGAACAUUUAUUUGACGAGGAAUCACCAACGAACGCCGAAGAACGAUCGCGGUCGCUGCAAAAAAUGACGCUCUUGGUGUGGUGGAUUUGGAUGCACAUGGAUGACGACGACGAUACCGGAAACGCGAUCAAAGAAGUCGUCACUGCCGAUGUGUUUGCCCUAGGCGCUGGAUCGAUGUCGACGUCGGAAAUCAAGUCGUUUGACGAGUACUACAAGGAGUUCAACAUAAAGAACGUCUCCAAGGCCACCGCCGCCGACGAGUAA